AUGCCGGCUCCCAAGAAGAGCGAGCGCUACAACAAGCUGAGGUAUGGCUUCUUCUCCGCCUAUCGUCGCCUGUUCAGCGUCUUCUUCCUGGCCAAUAUCAUCCUGAUGUGUACUCUCGGCGCACUCUCGACUGUUCGUCCUGGUUUCUUCACCUACCAGCAUGCCGGAACCGCAGUCGCAGUCAACGUCUUCGUCACCUCUCUGGCCCGCCAUGAGCACUUCAUCAACUUGCUCUUCAAGAUCGUCGUCUCCAUCCCGCACAGCGCUCCUCUGAGCUUUCGUCGGCAUGCGAGCAAGAUCUACAGCUUUGGUGGAGUCCACUCAGGCUGUGGUGUCAGCGCCUUUCUGUGGUACAUCUGCUAUGCGACGCUCCUCCUCAAAGCAUUCUCCGAGAAUGCAGGACUGAUCGCAACGGUGUCCAUCAUGACCGCCUGCUUCAUCGUCCUGAUCGUUCUCUCCUACCCUCCGAUCCGCUCCCUCCACCACAACAGCUGGGAAUGGAGCCACCGCUUCGCAGGCUGGGUAGCAGUCGCUGUAUUCUGGGCGCAGAUACUCUUGGUCUCCUUCUCAGUCGGCCACGCCAAAUCCACCAAUCCAGGCAUGGUGCUCAUCACAACUCCAGCCUUCUACUUCCUCUGCGCAAUCAUGUACCUCCUCAUAUACCCCUGGCUCCGCCUCCGCCGCCGCACCUACGACGUCGAGAAGAUCUCCAACCACUCCGUUCGACUUUGGGUCCACCACGAUACCCAAAUGGCCACCUGCCGCGGCACCAGAUUAGCCACCAAUCCCCUCCUCGAGAACCACGGCUUCGCCACCAUCCCCAACGAGAACGGCGCACGCGGCUACUCCGUCCUCAUCGCCAAAAACGGUGACUGGACGACCAAGAUCGUCGAGGAUCCUCCCCGGUACCUCUGGCAGCGCGGUGCUCCCACCACGGGCGUCGCGAGCGUCUCCCUCGUCUUCAAGAAAGUCCUCUGCGUCUGCACCGGCACCGGCAUUGGUCCGAUCCUCAGCUUCAUCCAAGCCCAUCCCGAGUGGAACUGUCGCAUCCUGUGGACCGCUCGCAUGCCACAGGUGAGCUUUGGAAGCGCUAUCAUGGGUGCUGUGACCAAGUCGGAUCAAAACGCUCUGAUCUACGAUACCGCCAAUGGACGCUGCGAUAUGAGCGCUCUGACAUAUGCUGCGGCGAAGGAGAGUGAGGCUGAGGCGGUCAUCAUCAUCAGUAACCCCAAGCUGACGAAGCAGGUGGUGUAUGACAUGGAGUGCAGAGGUGUUGCGGCUUUCGGAGCGAUUUGGGACUCGUAG
Molecule: messenger RNA, 1305 nt
Organism: Zymoseptoria tritici IPO323
Lineage: Eukaryota; Fungi; Ascomycota; Dothideomycetes; Mycosphaerellales; Mycosphaerellaceae
Exons: 1
Coding region: 1-1305 (434 amino acids)
Source: RefSeq, a predicted model, not a curated record